AAUCAAUUUAUUUGCAAAGAUAUAAAUUACUAAACAAACAAUGUAAUACAUCAGUUAACGUUUCGUUGUCGUGUUUACCUAUCUGUACAGCUCAACCAUGGCAAACAUACCUUUAAUUAAACUGAAUAAUGGUCUUUCUAUGCCCGCUUUGGGUCUGGGCACCUGGCAGGGCCCUCCGGGCAGAGAGGCUGAAGUAGGUCAAGCUGUUAAAGACGCGAUUGAUGUGGGCUACCGACAUUUUGAUUGCGCUCACGUUUACGAGAAUGAAAAAAUAAUUGGGGAAGCUAUACAAGCUAAGAUUAAGGAAGGAGUCGUGAAAAGAGAAGAUCUGUUCAUUGUCAGCAAAUUAUGGAACACUUUUCACAGACCAGAUUUGGUGGAACCCAUGAUAAAAGAAACAUUAAGGAACCUUCGGUUAGAUUAUCUCGACUUGUACUUAGUUCAUUGGCCUUAUGGACUUAAGGAAGGGCCGGAAUUAUAUCCCACUGAUCCGAAAACAGGUUUAUUCAUUUCCAGUGACACUGACUACGUUGACACUUGGAAAGCAAUGGAAGAAGUAAAUAAAAAAGGUCUAACCAAAUCGAUUGGCAUCUCAAACUUCAACAGCAAGCAAAUCGAAAGGCUGUUAAAAUCAGCCAAAGUCGUGCCGGUUACAAAUCAGAUUGAAUGUCACCCCUAUUUGAACCAAACCAAGUUGCGUAAAUUUUGUUCGGAUAGAGGUAUUACGGUAACUUCGUAUAGUCCGUUAGGGUCUCCAGCGAGGCCGUGGCAAAAACCUGGUGAUCCCGAUGUCAUUAACGACCCUAAAAUCAAGGAAAUCGGAAAUAAGUACGGAAAAUCUCCUGCGCAAAUUUUACUCCGAUAUAACAUUCAGCUGGGCACUAGUGUAAUUCCGAAGAGCUCGAAUAAGCUGAGGUUGAAGGAAAAUAUGGAUAUUUUCGAUUUUGAAUUGACUGCGGAAGAUAUGAAAUAUAUCGAUACUUUUGACUGCAAUGGGAGGAUUUGUCCACACGCUGAGGCUAGAGAGCACCCUCUUUAUCCCUUCAGACCCGAUGUGGAAUUUUAAUGUCAAGGGAAAACAUUGUUGCAAUAUUUUAUUCAGAUUAGUACUUUUGUUUUAAACGCUGUUUGGAUCUACAUCGUUUGUAAUGAAGUGCAAAAUAAAUCAUUUUAGAAUGUAGAUAA
Molecule: messenger RNA, 1185 nt
Organism: Zophobas morio
Lineage: Eukaryota; Metazoa; Arthropoda; Insecta; Coleoptera; Tenebrionidae
Product: aldo-keto reductase family 1 member B1-like
Exons: 5
Coding region: 98-1066 (322 amino acids)
Molecular function (GO): oxidoreductase activity
Source: RefSeq, a predicted model, not a curated record